This is a messenger RNA of Lampris incognitus (smalleye Pacific opah), 714 nucleotides long. RefSeq names its product caveolin 4b (gene cav4b). Gene Ontology annotation, cellular component: caveola. The record is from RefSeq and is a predicted model, not a curated record. Lineage: Eukaryota; Metazoa; Chordata; Actinopteri; Lampriformes; Lampridae. Bases 97 to 714 code for a protein of 205 amino acids. Gene Ontology annotation, molecular function: molecular adaptor activity. The transcript has 4 exons. Gene Ontology annotation, biological process: caveola assembly.
CUGCAGCUUAUCUUUCUUUCUCUUUCCGCAAGACCCUCUUUGUCAUUGAUAUCAGACUGGGGUAUAUAGCCCGAGGAGGAUCUCCCUGCAGGGGCAAUGGCGAUGAUGGUGAGCGACGAUUGUCUGGUGGAGUGUAAGAUUGAUGACGAUGAGGAGGAGGAGGAGGAUGACAGCGGUGGUGCCGGUGAAGAUGGCGAAGAACAGAUUAACACUCCUCCGCCUCCCCCGGAGUUCGCCUCCGAGACCCCGACUCCACCCUUCCCUUCAGUCCUUGCCACACCCCCUGCCACACCCACACAGCCCCCUCCUGCAAACAGAGACCCUUAUGGAAUCAACCGGCACCUACAGGUGGAGGUUAGUGACGUGCUGGCCGAGCCCGCCACGCCGCACAGCAUGGACACUGUGUGGGCGCACAGCGUGGUGGGGUUCGAGUUGACGCGUGUCUGGACGUACCAGUGCCUCUCCUUGCUCUGCGCGGUGCCCUUCGCUCUCAUCUCCGGCAUUCUCGUAGCCACCCUGGCCUGUCUGCAUAUCUGGUGUGUGAUUCCUUUCAUACAGCUGAGUAACACCUUCCUUCCAUGUCUGCGGUCGCUGUGGAUUUGUGCUGUGAACACUUUUAUUGCUCCUUUUAUUUCGUCUCUCGCUUACUGCUGUGCCUACAUCGUCAUCUCCCUGUCUCAUAAAGACUGGCCUGCUAACAAACAGAAUGUAUGA